CCUAUGUGAAGUGUAAACAAAAUCAGCUGACAAUGGCAUUUGACGCAGUUGAUUUCUCUUAAAUCGCUCCUUUUUAUUAUUUCGUAGCAGAAAUUUAAGUGAUUUUUUAUAAUUUUAUAAAGGCGGAGCACGUAUUCACGUCAAGAUGGGCAACCAGCUUGCUGGCAUUGCUCCAUCACAGAUCUUCCCUGUUGAGACGUACUUAUCGGAAGUACAAGAUAUUGAAUAUGAGUCUAGUCUGGGCAGCACCCGUUUUCUUAAGGUGGCCAAAUGCAAAUCUUGGGAGGGACCGGUUGUGGUCAAGGUGUUCGUCAUUCAUGAUCCGUCCAUUCAGCUCACAGCCCAUAAGAAGCUCAUUGAAGAAAUUCAGGGGAAGCUUAGCACAGCAGCAAACUGUCUUCAGUUUCACAGUUUAAAGGUAACAGAAAAAGCCUGUUUCAUGUUUAGGCAGUAUGUGAAAGGUAGCCUUUAUGAUCGUAUCUCAACCCGACCUUUCCUGACAGCUGUUGAAAAGAAGUGGCUGGCAUUUCAGCUUCUGUGUGCCCUUAAUCAAGCCCACCAGCAAGGUGUAUGUCAUGGUGACAUAAAAUUGGAGAAUGUCAUGGUGUCUUCCUGGAGCUGGCUCUUGUUAGCAGAUUUUGCAACCUAUAAGCCAAGUGUACUACCGGACAAUGACCCUGCGGAUUAUACCUACUACUUUGAUACUUCCCGCAGAAGAAUAUGUUAUAUAGCCCCUGAAAGAUUUUUCAAAGCAUUCCAGGUGGAUACACAGCUUUUACCUACUUUCUUAGAAGAACAUGGACACACAAGGCCUGCUAUGGAUGUCUUCUCAGCUGGGUGCUGCUUAGCAGAACUCUUCACAGAGGGGAAUGCUCCCUUUGACUUGACACAGCUUUUAGCCUACCGAGCUGGGGACUAUUAUCCUUCAAAAGUGCUGGAUAAAAUUGAUGAUCCACGGGUUAGGGCACUUAUUGAACACAUGAUUCAGAGGGAGCCAGAGAGCAGGAAGUCUGUGGCUGAAUAUCUUGAGGAGGAGAGAGGACACACAUUUCCUCUGUAUUUUUAUUCAUUUCUUUGGCCAUUUUUGAAGCAGUUUGCUGUCACUCCCAUCAUGUCACCUGAUGAUAAGAUCAAAGUUAUAAAGAAAAGUAUGGCAGAUAUCCUGGUGGCCCUGUCUACAGAUGACGAGAGCAGUAUUUAUAAAGCUGAGAAGGAGCCAGGUGAACCAGAAAAGAAGUGCGAAGCCUUAAUCAUCAUCACUUCGUUAAUAACUUCUUGCCUCAGGUCAUUAAACUUCAUAACAUCAAAACUUGAUGGCCUAGAGCUACUAGGCAUCGUAUCUCAAUACGUUCCUGACGAGAUCAUCUUAGAAAGAAUUCUUCCAUUAACAUUUCACUUACUCCAUGACAAAGUACCGCGUGUUCGCGUCUGUGCACUUCACACUCUUACACGAUGUCUCACCCUUGUUUCAACCGUACCACGUUCAGAUACAAACAUAUUUCCAGAGUAUAUCCUCCCUAAUCUUGCUGAGAUAGUUCAAGAUGAAGCCGUUAUUGUUAGACAAGCUUACGCUGAAGAUAUAGCUACCAUAGCAGAAACUGCCUUAAGGUUCCUGGAAUAUACACAACUCCAAGGAAUGGUGACUUCCUUUAACUAUGACACUGAGCUAGCAAAUUUACAAGAAGUUAUUCAACAAAAAGUAGCCACAAUGUUUUCAGACCCUUCCAACAUAGUGAAAAGGACGUUGAUGGAGAAAACAGUUACCAAGCUGUGUGUGUUCUUUGGUAAACAAAAAGCUAAUGAUGUAUUGUUAUCUCACAUGAUAACUUUUUUGAACGACAAGCAUGACCGUCACUUGAGGAUGUCAUUUUUUACCAGUAUCGUUGGGGUAGCAGCAUACAUAGGCUGUCAUAGUGCAGAUAUACUGAAGCCACUGCUCUUACAGGGCCUAAGUGAUGCAGAAGAGGCUGUUGUAGUUGCAGCUAUAGAGGGUAUGGUGUCUCUAACUGAACUGGGACUCUUUCCCCCUUACAUGCAGUGGGAUUUGCUAUCUCACACGGCACCUCUAUUAAUACAUCCAAACUUAUGGAUUAGACAAGCAGUUGUUGGCCUAGUGGCCGUAGUUUCUCGUAUUUUGUCGUUAGUGGACGUGCAGACGACUGUUGUUGCAAGGGUACAGCCAUUCCUUGCAAGGCCUUUACUGCAGUUGCACAGGGAGGUGUGCAUAUUGUCGUGCCUCCGUCCGCCUGUUUCGAGGGAAGUGUAUGAUGCUCUAGUACGAAGCCCAGAUGUGGGCCAUAUUCUUCAGAUUCUUCAGGAAGCACAACAAGAAAAAGUACCUCUAGCUCAGUUACCCACAAAGUUAUCUCAUCUUGAUCACCCUACCAGAAAUCUGCUGCGCCGUCUCGUUGGGGGAGGGUUAACUGAGGAUAAUGUACAUCAAUUACUCCUGAUGCGUGAACAUCUCACAAGACUUCAGAAACAGAAGAAAGCAACGGAGGCUACCCGUAGUAAUAUUGCCUUAAAUCAGCAGCUUCAGAUGGGAAUUAUAAAUCUGGAUUCAUUGAAGAAACCAAUCCCAACACAUCAUUGCGAUUUGAUGCCAGAAGACGGAGCUAUUGAUCUUUCAACUCUGAGCAUAUCCCAAAAAGGUAUGAUGCAGAGUCCAAGUAUGACGAUGAACGAAGAAUGGCAGGCUAUGUUUGGAACGGCCGAUGACCGGGUGUCACCAAACAGGACACCAGACAACAGGUCUGUGUCCCCAACUGAACCUGAGCUUUCCACUCAAACUCCUGUGGCAGUAGCAACUAAAGUAUCAGUUGGAGAAGGAAAGGAAGGGUUCAUAAAAUGCGUAGCACCUUGCAAGCAAGAAUUGAAUUGUCUGGUAGCUAUGAAGCGAGAAGAGCACCUUGAAUGCCUCAAAAAGCGUCGCGUUUUGGAGACAUUAGCCUGGGACACUCGGUUGCCACCACCUGGAUGGAAACCGCGAGGACAUUUGAUUGCUCAUUUGCACGAACACCGAGGUGCUGUAAAUAGGCUUGUUGCAAUGGGUGAUACAUCCAUAUAUGCCAGCUGUUCAUCAGAUGGCACAGUCAAAGUGUGGGACUGUAAUCGUAUUGAAAGGAAAUUUUCUAUAAACAGGUCUAAGGCAACUUACAACAGGCAAGGAGGUGUGAUCACUUGCCUUGCCCCGUGUAUAACAUAUGGAAGUCUAGCAUCUGCUUCAAGUAAUGGAUCAAUACAUGUAAUAAAGUAUGACAAAAUGAGCUUAGUGAAUAAGAGAGAGCUGAACAUCGAUGAAGAUGGCCAUGUUGUCGAUAUGCAUUUCUUUGAUACAGGAUCUCAGUCAGUCUUAACAUACGCAACUAUGUAUGGCUCUAUCGUUGGAUGGGAUCUGAGAGCUCCAGGAACAGCCUGGAAGUUAGAAAAUGGAGCAAGAAAGGGUGUUAUUACUUCAUAUGCAAUGGAAGGUACCCAGAGUUGGCUAGUGGCUGGAACUAGCAGUGGCCACCAUGUUUGUUGGGACUUACGUUUUAUGCUUCCAAUUUCAACUGUUACUCAUCGGAAAGGAUCAAUUGUCCGACGUGUCAGCAUGCAUCCAACCGAAGGGUCUUGGGUAGUGUCUGCUAUUAAUGGAAACAACGAGAUUUCCAUGUGGGACAUGGAAACUCAAUCACGUCAUAUGACAUUGUGGGCAAGCACGAAACCUCCACUGUCUAUGACUCAGGCAAGUAGUGACUAUGACGAGGUCAAUAACAACUGUGUACACGCAAUGUACGUCAGCCAGGGUGACCGAGGCCCUUACGUUAUAGCCGGCGGAACAGACUGCAGAUUACGAUUUUGGGAUUUACGUGAACCAGAAUCGUCGUACAUCAUUUGCUAUGCUGCACAGGACCCAUAUUUACAUUGUCCUGUAACUUACAGUUCUCGCCUCGUAGAUGGAACUGAGGUCAUUGUGGAAACUGCUAGUCGUUCACGUACUACACCUUCAAGUGGGGAUGAUGCCCCAAGGAAGGGUCCCGAUCAGCCACCUCCCGGGCACAAGGAUACAAUACAGGAUGUCAUUGUAAUGAAUGAACCCCAGAGGUUGAUUGUGACAGCUGCAAGGGAUGGUACUAUAAAAAUGUGGAAGUAAUUGGUGAUGAUCGUGAUGCUUUCAAAAUCAGAAUGAAAUCAGUAGUAGUUCAGGUGAUAUGAUUAUUAUUUAAAAAGUCAUCAAAGGAAAACAGGGUUUUAACACCUAAGUAGGAUAAGUUUUACAAGAAAGAAAAAGGGAAAGUUUUCCUUUUUGCAGGAAGUUAGAAGGAAAAGUAGGAAGUAUUGCAGACUGGCUUAAGAAAUAGCAAGCAUUUCAUUUAAGGAAUAAUAGAUGGAACAGUUACUUUUAAGCAACUCAUAUUGUUGUGCAGUAUAGAGAGCUUAGAACAUUAUGCUUCAAAAGUAACUUGCUACGUUUUGUUUGUCUACUUGUAGGCAUACUAGACCACCUCAGAUUUCUUGUCUUUUCAACCCAUUGUUGAUUACUGAGCAGGUCAGGGAAAUUUGAACAAGCAAUCCUACCAUAAAAUAUCAUCACAUACCAGAAAAUUUAUAGCUACAUUCUAUGGUUUUGUUGAUGGUAGCGCCAGUCAUUUAUUUAGAGAAUAGAGUAAGAUAGUAAGCUUAUUACAGUAUAUCCAUCAUACAGCCAUUAUUUUAUUAGGCUUUUUUUGUGUCCUCUAUAUACUUUAUACUAUCAGAUGUUUGUAGUAUUUAAAGACUUUUACAAAUAAUGCAUACUGCCAUUACAAACAAAGGAAUAGAGGUAAUGAUAAAGAUUUCCUGUGUACCACAUAUGUCAAGUGUAUACAAUAAUAGUAACUUCAUUUUUUUCAUCUCUUCGUAUCUUAGUUUCCAAAAACUCAGAACCUUAUGACUGUGAACUGUUUACAGACCAUUUUCCUGUUUUGCUGGAAAGUUUUAAGUUCACACUUUGGGUGGAGUAUCCAAUUUUAUUUUCAAGGUGUGAAGUAAGUUUUUGAAAUCUGAGAGACACCUUAGUUACGUAAGAAUUUUGAUAAGAGGAACUGAGGUACGAAGUACUAACUCAAAAAAUGUGGAAGACGGUUUCAGAGUUUUUCUAAAGUUCAGUUGCAGAGCUUUCUCAAACUUAUUUUGUAGAGGUAAUUUGUUUGCAAAUUUUGAAUUGAAAUUAAAUUAUACAUUGUGAUAUUAAUGUCAGAUUUGCAAUUAGAAAAAUUUUGAAUACCUGAACUAAUCAAAUGUUGAUGCUAGAUAAACCACAACAUACUGUAGUCAAAAUUGGAGUGUAUAGUACGGAAAGAAUAUUAUAAGUCUGAAGGAAACUUAUAGAACUGUAAUGUGCAAAGUCCUGUUAUAAUAGCUUAUAUGGAUAUUCUGUGUAGUAAUUAUAUCAUUACUUGUCAUGAAAUGAAAAUAGUAUUUAAUAAAAAAUUCAUAUGUCUUUCAAAACUGUUGGCAUUUUGAACAAUUAACUGUAAAAAUCUGAGGUGCACAAAUUAAUUAAUUUGAAGAGGGCAUUAUGUAUUAAAUUGAAAACAUCAAUUACUGAAUACUGUAUAACAUUUUUGGCUGUUACAUAUGUGAACAGUUGUAUAUAUGUAACUAUAAUCUUGCUAAUGUGAAUGAUUUUGACAUUGCAUUUAAAGUGUGUAUCAUGGAAUUUUCAAUUACUGCUGAAGUGAUUUUUAUAUUUUAUUAACUAAGUCAUUUAUCUGAUAAAGUGAUCUUUAAUCAGGGGUAGUUUUAAGUCAUAUCAUUCUUCCUGUUUUUCAUCCUUGCCAUUAAGUAGAUCUGGUCAUUAUUUAGGAAUUCUGUAUGGUCAAACUUGACACUUGUAUGUAUUCAAAUUCUACGUACAGUUCCGUUAUUGCUGUGCGAGUUACUGUAUAUACCUGUAUAUCAAAUAGUCUUGCUCAUCCAGGACUGUUUAAACUUUUUUCCACUGAUAAUUGAUUACAUUUUUGGUAGAUUAAACAUUUAGAAAUGUUCACUUGUACCAUACAGCUACUCUCUACUUUAGACUUGUCAAGUAUUAGCUAAAGAGAAUUGUUUUACAGCAUAUAGCACAUUGUGUAGUACAGUCUUACACAAACAAUUAACUGAAUCUGAAAAUUGUUUGCAGAGAGUUACUUGAUACACAAGUAAAUACAGGACAUAUUUGUGAGUGUGUUGUAAGCCAUACUCUUAAGUUUUUUUUUCUUUUUUUUUUAAAUGAAUAGGUAAGUUGUUGACACUGAAUGGAGCAGUUGGGAGAAAUUUUUUGUUGUUUUCUGGUCUAAAUAUGGUUUUUAUGUACAAGUAUGAUAUUUGUAUCAUUCAUCUUAGGGUAUAUUUUUGAGAGUUUGGCCAUGCAUGCACUGCUCUUGUAAAUAGUACCUAUUUUUUAUAUUGGUGUGAAUUGAAUGUUUUUUUAUUAUUAUUUCCUUCCCUGUUAUUUACUUAUUGAAAUGACAUCCUACUCUAGACAUUGAGCUAUUGAGUACUGACGUUCUUUGAACUGAUUUGGUUUACAAUGAAGUGUAGUGCUUAUGAUAACAUACCUUAUCUCAGUUUAUAAGAGAAACUUUUGUACAUAAUCCAUAUGUAACAUACUUCUAACCAUGAUUUAGAUAGCAAAAGAAAGACUGAAAUUUGCUGAAACAUUUUGCAUAGGGAAAAUUUUGUUUCUUCUCGUCUUCAGGUCUGUGGAUGUCUUAUCAGUGUUGGUGCAGAUUUGAUUUCCUCAGAGUACACAAGAACAAAGUAUAUAUUAUUUCCUAACUCAUCAUUGUGACCGUUUCUGUGAAUUUCUUUGCAGUAUGUAGUCAGUUUACAUUGUUGUGAAGUUUUAUAUUUUGUAAAAAGAAUAUAUCUCAUAUACAUUUUUGUAAGUCUUUCAUAAGGAAAAUUCAUCUGUGAUAUUGUUUUGGAGCUGAAAUAAAGUGCAGGCUUCA
This is a messenger RNA of Macrobrachium nipponense, 6956 nucleotides long. It is a transcript of the gene Vps15, whose product is annotated as phosphoinositide 3-kinase regulatory subunit 4-like. Gene Ontology annotation, molecular function: ATP binding; protein binding; protein serine/threonine kinase activity. Gene Ontology annotation, cellular component: nucleus-vacuole junction; phosphatidylinositol 3-kinase complex, class III, type II; late endosome. The transcript has 30 exons. Gene Ontology annotation, biological process: macroautophagy; protein phosphorylation; protein targeting to vacuole. The record is from RefSeq and is a predicted model, not a curated record. Bases 146 to 4135 code for a protein of 1329 amino acids. NCBI's taxonomy places the organism in Eukaryota, Metazoa, Arthropoda, Malacostraca, Decapoda, Palaemonidae.